CACCUUCAGCGGCAUGAAAGCAUACGUCUGCCUCACAUCCGUCUUCCCCGCAAUAGCUGACAUGGGGUAGAUUACAACCUCAAGCCAUUCCAUUGUGACCAAUGUCGCUACUCAUGCCGUCGGAGGGAUCUAUUAAAUCGCCACAUCAAACUUGCCCAUACGAACAAGGACUCUCCGGAUAAUGACGGAAAUCCAGCGCCAUCUACAGACGAUAAACAGGGCCCUUCGUAUGACCGCAGGGCGUCUCCUGGUAAUUUAAGCCUCUCACCAGAGCCCCAGAGCGCUAGAGUGGGCCCUGGAAGUGCCUCAGGUCACGAUGCAAGUAUUGUAGGAGAUGCACUCGCAACCCCCCCUGUCUUCAGCCAGCCAGGGUUGAAACCGAUAUCACCGUAUCUUAAUGCAGUAGGACCGGUUUUCAUGAACCCCGAGAGCAAUACUCAACCGUUUGGGCUGAAUUACCUGGACAGCGUUUGCUUGCCCCCAUUCUUUGAGCAACAGCCCUUCUACCCAGAGCUUUCUAUUAUAGAUCCCCCGUCUAUAUCGCCUACUACAGCAACCAGGCAGCCAAUCGGUCAGGACCAGAUUUAUUUGAAUGUCGAGUUGCCGGCCGGAGAAACCCGUCCCAAGUCGCAGCUUGGCUCGUUUCCGGAUCCAGGCCGCUCCCAUGUCCAUCUGGCACCAUUUAUCCGGGUGUCUCAAGAGGAUUGGGAGUGGCUUAAUGCUCAGAUUUCGCGGUUUUCUUCGAUUCAGUUGAUAGCCCCUGAACUACCUUCCAGACAUGCCAUCUCUCGCUAUAUGCACGGGUUCGUGAAUGGCUUUCACCCCCAUUUCCCGAUUCUUCAUCCGCAAACUCUUCGGUUCAGGGAGAUGGCACCUGAACUGGUCUUGGCCCUUGCGGCUGUCGGUAGUCACUACUGCUUGGAAUCACAUCAAGGUCUAAAGCUGUUUCAUCUUGCUAGGGUAAUUGCUCUUGAGCAGAUCCAACAGCGGGAAAACGAUAAGGAAACCGCCGCUCAACCCCCGUCCGAUUCACUCCAGUGCUUGACAAACACGCCCCAUUCGACAUCUGAGUCGGACCGAGAUGAUCGUCAUGACCUGACGACUGACAAGGGACUAGAAAGUAGUCAAGAUAAUCACGCGCUCACAGAGUCCAUACAGACGUUGUUCUUUCUCAUGGCUAUGGCGACCUGGGCCGGGGAACAUCGUUCUCUAGUACGACAUGCCAUAGCCACACAGAGUGUGCUAGCAAUGUUAGUGCGCCAGCAUGGCCUUUCUGAGUCCCCUGUGGUACCCAUGACAUGGCAAGAGUGGGCUCGAGCUGAGAGCGCCCGACGCACCAAGCUCAUCAUAUUCUGCUUCUUUGAUCUUCAUACAAUAACAUUCAAUCUGCCUUCACCACUCAUGGUUGCAGACAUUAAGCUCAGACUUCCGUGUUCGGAGAUGGAGUGGAAAGCCCCGGAUUCUGAUAGUUGGCUAGCAAUGAACGAGCGGUCGAAUCGCCCACCCUUUUUCAACGACUGUAUCGCUGCGUUGAUCCAGGAUGCCGAUGCUAUACCUGCGUGUUCGUCACUCGGGGCGCACGUUUUGAUCCAUGCUUUGCUUCAACGGAUCAUUUCUAUCCAACACUCCAUGCAACUACAGGGCAUGGAAAACCAAAUGAUUCCCGGGAUGUCUGCUUCAUUACGGCGAGCUCUGCGCAAAUGGCAAAGUGCGUGGGAACAGAAUCCAGAAUCUUCAUACAGCCCGCUAGAUAAGCAUGGUCCAAUUGCGUUCAACUCAACUGCCCUCUUCCAUAUGGCACACAUUAGGUUGGCGCUUGAUAUUGGCCCAGCUCGUUCCCUCCUGGAGCAAAAUCAUACCCAGAUUGCCAAGCGAUUGCAUGAGCAACCGACACUACAGAGGGGUUCUUUACUUCUGACAGCUGCAAGACAUGCUACUGCAGCCCUAUGCUCACCGGUACAAAUGGGCGUCCACUUCGUCGGCCGCGCGCCCAGCUGGUCAGUCAUGCACGCUGUAUGCUCACUAGAAUACGCCUACGUCCUCAACCAAUUCAUCCAAGCCACGGCAUACACAAGCCUAGAAUAUCCUCUCGAAGCAGAUGAACAAAACCUCCUCAUGACGAUAAAAGAAACGCUGCGUGAGGUGGAAUCAUCAAGUCCAAAAGGGAAUCCUAAAAUCAUCGAUAGAGCGCCGCAGUUGCUUGGGGCGAAGGUAGUGAGGGCUUGGGCGAUGAUUCUUGAGGGUAUGCGGACGUGGAAUGCUGUUGAUUUAAUUAGUAGGGCUUUGUUUGUGUAUGCGGAUCUUCUUGAGCCGAGAGGUUUCGGUGGGCAGGUUGGAGAUGGUACAUAGCCUGGUUGAUUUAUCCCUGGCACCGUCACGACCAGGAACGGCGACUAUGGCCCAAUCCUGAGCAACAGAAACGAACUGGACAGUCAGAGUACGAUGCACAUAACCUGCAACACAGUGUUUUUCCCUUGAUGGAGCAAGUGCACUUUUUCAACAGUGACAGAUACUCAUAUAAUAGAAAUUCUGCCCCAAGGAAUGAGAAACGAAUGAUAUCUACGAGCAAAUGCACUUUU
Messenger RNA from Aspergillus ruber CBS 135680, 2579 nucleotides. RefSeq lists its product as uncharacterized. NCBI's taxonomy places the organism in Eukaryota, Fungi, Ascomycota, Eurotiomycetes, Eurotiales, Aspergillaceae. The record is from RefSeq and is a predicted model, not a curated record. Gene Ontology annotation, cellular component: chromatin. The transcript has 4 exons. Gene Ontology annotation, biological process: DNA-templated transcription; regulation of transcription by RNA polymerase II. Gene Ontology annotation, molecular function: zinc ion binding; DNA-binding transcription factor activity, RNA polymerase II-specific; RNA polymerase II cis-regulatory region sequence-specific DNA binding. The coding region runs from base 418 to 2349 and encodes 643 amino acids.